UUAUUCUGCGGUGCUGGUAGCUCGGAAUGUGGCUCAGAGGAUAUCGAUGACGAAUGUGAUGAUGCAAGCGAUGAAGUUGAAGAAUCAAAUUCUACUGGACAGCAAGAAAUCCCAAGUGGUGAAUCGAUUUCAGCUAAUAAAAUUGAUGAUAUUUCGGGAUCAGCGAAGAGGAGAGGACCUCGAACAACAAUUAAAGCUAAACAGUUAGAUACGUUAAAAGCAGCAUUUGCUUCAACGCCGAAGCCAACUAGGCAUAUUAGAGAACAAUUAGCCCAAGAAACUGGUUUAAACAUGCGAGUAAUACAGGUGUGGUUUCAAAAUCGUCGCAGCAAAGAACGGCGCAUGAAACAAUUACGAUUUGGUGGUUAUCGACCAGUACGACGCAACAAGACGUCCGGUAGGGAUGACUUAUGCGUACCACAAACUAAUAUCUAUUCGCAAGAUGGUAGUAGUGAUGGAUUUUACGGUCGAUUACCUUUGCCAUUUUUUUGUGAUAACUACGGUACUUCUGGUCCUGAUGUAGUACCACCACCACCACCACCACCGUCAACAGCAACAACACUUCCACAUCCAUCAUUUAUUAUCCCACCUGAAACACAUGCAGUUGGAGUAGAUCAUACCAAUGCAGACAAUACAUUCCUUGAAGAAAGCUUGCGACCUCCACACAGUUCUCCUAAUAUGCCGCUAGCAGCACAAGUAAUAAUCUCUUUCAUUACUUUCCACUUCUACGCUUUGCUUUAUGACUUUGCGUUAUUCUAA
Messenger RNA from Thelazia callipaeda (thelaziosis nematode), 759 nucleotides. Lineage: Eukaryota; Metazoa; Nematoda; Chromadorea; Rhabditida; Thelaziidae. The record is from the annotation of a GenBank genome assembly.